Molecule: messenger RNA, 1827 nt
Organism: Passer domesticus (house sparrow)
Lineage: Eukaryota; Metazoa; Chordata; Aves; Passeriformes; Passeridae
Gene: CCDC17
Product: coiled-coil domain containing 17
Exons: 9
Coding region: 139-1377 (412 amino acids)
Source: RefSeq, a predicted model, not a curated record
UGGCUUCAAACACUGCAGCCACCGCCACUGCCACCAGCAGGUCUGUGCAUACUUCCAGCCGGUCCCGGGGUGCCAGCCCCGCGGGGGGCUCCCCUCUGCCUGUCAGGGUGGCCCCCCCCGAGUGACUCCCUGCCGGACAUGGGCACCUUCCUCUGCCCCCGCUGCCGCUUGGCGUUCAGAUCCCGGCCGCUGCUGCGGGUGCACAUGGAGAAGCUGUGCCUCGGGCCCACGGCACCCAGCAGCUCCCGCCUCCAUGGGGGGGACCCUCUGCCUGCGGGGGGAGCGCAGAGCACGGCAAGGAAACCACAGGACAUCUCGGUCGGGAUGUCCCAAAGUACGGACGACGCUGAAGCACGCCAUCACUCUGUGCCUCGUGGGGUCCCAGCAGCUGUGCGGGGACAGCGGGGACCAGGGCGGGCGCGGGGAGCUCCCCUGGGGGACGUGCUGACCCCCCACGAGAGGGCCCUGCUCCGCACGGCCGACCCCCCUUCUAGGAGGGUGCCAGUGGAGGGAGAGCCCCCCCGGCAGCCGCCGCAGGAGCUGCUGGAGGCCCACGAACGCCAGGUGGCCGAGAUCCGGGCCAGGACCCGGCAGCUGGAGCUGCAGAGAGAGGGGCUGUGCCGGCGGCUGGCGGCGCUGGGGGCCGGGGCACCUCCGAGCCCCCAGCCCGAGCACGGGGAGCCCGAGCCGAGCCAAGGCCUGCAGGACCAGGCCAGACAGGUCCCAACAGCACAGCACAGGGCCACCCUCCACCUCGACACCCUCCUGCCGCCCGCAGGGCCGCUGGCGGCCGAGGCCAGGGCGCUGCGAGUGUCCUACCUGCGCUCCGGGGGACACGACCCGGCCAUCCUGGACCAGCUUCUGCACCUCCAGCUGGAGGCCACGGUGCUGGAGAAAGGAACCGCGGGGCUGCGCAGGGCCAGGCGGAUGGCUGUUCCAGCAGAGCCCCCGGGCACUGGCACUCACGGUCUGGAUGCGGCGCUGCUGGCUGUGGAGCUGGAGAACCGGCGUCUGGAGGAUGAACUGCUGGCACUGAAGGUCAGAAGGGAAAGGAGAGUGGAUGCUGGCUCACGGGCAGCCCAGUGGCACACGGAGGAGCUGGCCCGGCUCCAGGCAGAGGUGGGAAUGCUGCGAUGCCACGCAGAGCAGACAAGGCCAUGGCUGCAACCCCCUGUCUUCCCACACCCUAUAGCCCCCCCACUGCCACCAGCCCUUGCCGUGCCAGAACUUCUCAUGGAGCCCCCCGGGCCAGCACUGGGGCUUGGCAGACCCACAGCCCACGUGCCCCCCGGACUCCCCCUCACCCCCUUUGUGGCCCUGGAGGACCCUCCUCCUGCUCAGGAGCCCCCAGCACAAGACAGAGCUCCCCGAAGGUGAGCCAGGACCAGGCCAUGGCCCCUGGACUGCCCUGCCACCCCCUCCACCAGCAAACGGGGGCUCCAGUAACUGCUGGGAUGGGUGGAAUGGUACAGGACCACUGCUGGGACCAAAGAGGCUCUGGGCAUUGCAGCAGGAAAAGGACAGGCAAAGGCCCAAGCCAGCAGCAAACUGAGUGACACAGCUCAGCCUCCACCUUAGGACAGAGCCCACAGCCAGAGUGGCUCAACCACUCCUGCUCCCAGUGGUGGUUUGGGGACAGGCAGGGGGCACGGAGGGGCACAAUAAAUUCCCUGCCCUCAGGCACAUCCCCACACCCAACCUCUGUAGGGAAAGCCUAACCCAGGGCAUGCACAGCUCAGCCCUGGGAACCAGCAAAAACCAGAGCCAGCUUUCUAAAGUGUUAGAAGCCCUGUGUUACAUGUUAAAUAAAAGGUUCAUUGCUCUUCA